Perca fluviatilis (European perch) is the source of this 743-nucleotide messenger RNA. RefSeq names its product microsomal glutathione S-transferase 3b (gene mgst3b). NCBI's taxonomy places the organism in Eukaryota, Metazoa, Chordata, Actinopteri, Perciformes, Percidae. Bases 120 to 521 code for a protein of 133 amino acids. The record is from RefSeq and is a predicted model, not a curated record. Gene Ontology annotation, molecular function: glutathione transferase activity; glutathione peroxidase activity. The transcript is spliced from 4 exons. Gene Ontology annotation, cellular component: nuclear envelope; membrane; endoplasmic reticulum.
GCGAUAUCUUAUGUAACCUCGACUCUGAUUACUUUGUUGAUUCCUGUAUUUCCUGCUUCCACGAUUGCACGCCACCGUCUUCUAAAAACUUGAAACACAGUCCAACCUAUCGAGAAGAGAUGGACGUUCUGACUGUAUUGCCGUCCAGCUUUGGAUAUGUCAUAUUUACCUCUACACCUGCCUGGCUAAUGUAUUGUAUGUUUGAUCUUCGCUUUACCUUACAGUACCCCACUAUGUACAGUGACAAGGAGCAGGUAUUCAACUGUAUCCAGAGAGCACAUCAGAACACCCUAGAGGUGUAUCCUCAGUGGCUUGUUUUCCAGACCAUUGCAGCUCUUGUGUACCCGUUAUCAGCUUCUGUGCUGGGGGCUAUUUGGGUGACCAGCAGGUUUUCCUACGCCUGGGGCUAUUACACAGGAGAUCCAGCCAAGAGGAUGAAUGGUGCCUAUGGCUACAUUGGAUACUUUGGUGUCAUCUUUCUGUCCAUAUCUGUAGCCUUGCAAUUGCUUGGAGUCUUUUAAGACAAUUGUCAUCUUGUUUACUCAUUUAAACAGGCUUACAUGUCAUUUUCCGAUGUGUCAACUAAAGUACCUGUACUAUUCUUGAAAUGCUAAUUUCAAAUUCAACAUAUUUGUAUGGACCACUAACUUGAUAUCUCAUUAUUCAAAUGUUUGUUGUGAAUGCCUACACCAUGAUGUGAUCGACAAUAAAGUAGAUGCUGAUUGAUGCUACAGCCCCAGAUA